Amoebophrya sp. A25 is the source of this 2395-nucleotide messenger RNA. The record is from the annotation of a GenBank genome assembly. Lineage: Eukaryota; Dinophyceae; Syndiniales; Amoebophryaceae.
AAAUGUUUGAAAUCAUGUAGAUCGGGAUACUCAUCAUGAUUUUUUUCCCCUCAACACUAAAGAUAGGCGAGUAAGCUUCUCUGAGUAGAGUUGAACGAGUUUCAACAUUACUCGAGUACACUUACUAAGUCAAGAAAGGGUCUGGUACAAAAGUAGAGCAUACGCACAAGUAGUGCUUAUAUGUUUCAACAUUUUCGUUUACUACGUGCACAAUGGGUGGUGUGUUUACUUGCGUAUUCUUUUUUUGAAAUUACAUACGCAUAAAAAAAAUGUACAUGUUUUCCCUCUUGUUCUGUUUUGACAUCGUGGCAAUCCCUUUUGCCCACGCUGUUCGCCUUCGUGCUUCAGGAAGUGUUGGAGGCGACGUAUCUGCUGGUGAUGUGGGUGCUACUCCUGAAGUUAAGGCUUCCCCUAAUCCAUCUCUUCUACAGGGAUCCCUCAAACAUAUGCGCCCCAAUACUAUCAAGGGAGAUACUCACGCAUAUGCUUGAGGGAUUUCCACAGGGGUGAAUAGGGGAAAACUCUAAGGAAGACCCCAACACACUAUCCCCUACUGCAGCUGCAGCACAAGGGGAGCACAAGGGAGCGCACGUAGCUGUCAAUAGAGGGAGGCACUCUCCCACUUGGAGAAGACAAGGAAACGACACGACUGGUGCAACUACCGAUUUUACUAGAAGCAGUGCUCCAUCGACUGCGUUUCUCGACGAAGCAGAAGAACAAGUCCAACAAGACUUCGACUUCCCCGCAUCGUUGUCUCCUUUCUCAAGCCGACAACUGGAGGCAAUUGCUGCAGGAAACCCCUUAGGCGAUGGUGUAGAGACUCUGCAUGAUCCUGCUUUCUCGCUUAGAUUUUUUGAAGGCCGAAUGGAGCAGUGGCUCCAACAAAGAGAAGACGAGGACCAGGAAAGAAAAGCUAGACGUAGAAUGGGGCAGCGUGGCGUUUUCACAGCAAGUGGAGACGCAGGAAGAGCUUAUGAGGAUGUUUCGACAGCUGAAGCAGGAGAGAGUGCUGCUCCAACAACUGCAGGAACUAGUAGAAAGUAUUCUCCUACCACGAUUAGGAGUCCCAUACCGUGGAUCGUUUCUUCCGCCUUCUCUCCACAGGUUAGCAUGUCCGAUGAAGUUGUGGCAUCUCUACGCGAAAAAGAUCCAGAAUUCCUGAGCUUCCUAGAAUCAGAGGUUCGCUCCAUUGAGGCAGAAAUCGCGAUGCACCUGGUGCGUCGCCUGCGGUCGCCUUCGAUGAUGACUAGCACUGAUGGCGAGGAGAAGAGUGUAGAAAGCGAUUGGGGAGGACUCGCGCUCAGUCGUGAAGUAUCUCCAUGGAGCGGCGGAGCAUCUGGAGCUGCGUUACUGGGUAAUGCAGACAAUGGCACCGUUGGGCUACAUUCACAUCCUGCGUUACUAGGUAAUGCAGACAAUGGCGCCGUUGGGCUACAUUCAACUCAAGCUAUAACUAAACCAGAUAUUUUUAAAGGUUCGUCAGAUACUGGUGCAGAAGUAGAAGCUGCACAUCUAGUACAGGGUGGAAUAGUAACGAUAGAAGAUGAAGCGUCUUCGACAACAAGAACGACUAGACCGGAAAAUGAAGUUCUUCAAGCACGUGUUGAGGGGUCUACCAUUCCAACUGAAGAGGCUACUCCUACGCUUACAGCAGCAUUGUUCGAAAGUAACACUGUCACAACCAACGUCGAAGAUUCGUCUUUUUAUCAGUCGGAUGGCGAAGAUGAUGCCGAAAUAAGUGGUGGAUCACAUCAGCAUGGGGGACACACAGACGAAGAGGAUCCCCGAAGUCGUACCAGAGAGGCGAUACAGCCCUUGCGGACUAUUCGUGCGACCAGUAUUAAGGCCAACAUAUAAGUUUUUCCAUGUAAGUACUUAGGUGGUAGGUUGAUUCUCUGCUGCAAAUCUCAUUCAAUCCUAUAGCUCUAACCCGCGAACUUCCGAAGAGUCCUUGGAUGCUCGAGAGGAACGACUGUUUCAGGACCUUUUGACGAGACGUGUGAUCGGCAUCGCGCAAUUGGCAGCACAGAAUGUCGCUUGGCGACAUGGUGAUCGUGAUCCGUUGUUUGCGCCUUGGGCCUACGAUUUAGCAGACCACUACAUUGAAGCAGCGAUCUGGACGACUAGCGCAGAAGACCUGGAUCUUCAUGAAGAUUUGGCAUGAGGGAGGUGGUGGAGGUGAGAAUGAGAAGUCCUUAGUAAACUUGGAAGAAUUUCAACUUCAUAUCGUGUUUCCGUUCUUUUAAAUCAACGGCAUGUUUUUAUUUUGCGAAACUCAAAGAUGAUCGUAGAUGCUGGUCGAGCUUUGCCUCGAAGUCACACAGAAACUACCUUUUAAUGAAUCCAGCUUCUGCCUAGGUAUUUUUGCUCACGAAUGAUCUGCUAGGUUUCCUAU